Messenger RNA from Phanerochaete carnosa HHB-10118-sp, 1445 nucleotides. RefSeq lists its product as uncharacterized. The transcript has 5 exons. Bases 52 to 1173 code for a protein of 373 amino acids. The record is from RefSeq and is a predicted model, not a curated record. NCBI's taxonomy places the organism in Eukaryota, Fungi, Basidiomycota, Agaricomycetes, Polyporales, Phanerochaetaceae.
CUCGCUUGUUUCCUGACUUCAAAUAGGAUACACGCUUUUGAAACAUUUCGCAUGGUCUCUUUUAGCUUUGACUUUCAUCGACGUCAGCGGCUUGCGGGCGAGCGAAUUGAUGGCUACAUAGAGCUGGACAUCCCCGGCCUCACAAAGGCGAAGAUCGAGGAUGUUCGCUUGGAACUCAAGGGUGCACUUUACGUAGUGCCCGCGAAAACAAAGUCAACGGCGUCACCAACGGUCGUUGAUGCUGCUCGCCCGGUGCGAUCAGUCAACACCAAGGUGAAGCCAACAGUGAGUUUGUUUUCCGAGGGCAUGUCCGUGUGGCAUCAAGGCGUGACGUCUCCCGACGCACUCCGCGCGCCCUUUUCCUUCUUCCUACCGCCCGAUCUUCCUCCCACAUGUGAGGUCAUCUGUUCUCAUUGGGCAGGAUCCGUCGUAUACUCUUUGAUAAUCACUGCGAAACGAGGCUCGUCGAAGAGUCAGGUCAUCGAGGAGCAUAUCACUGUCAUCCCAGGCAGUAGGAAGGGCGCCACUAUUCACGCGGCUCUCAGCGCGGGACCCUGGGAAGGGAACUGGAAGACUGUGCAUGCAGAGAGGGAGAUACGCAGAGGAUUAUGGGGCGAGUACUCGCAUGUCGCCGCAUCACUCUCCCUUCCCGCGAGCGAACUAUUUCCCACGAAUACCGAUAUUCCCCUCAUAUUGCGCAUCGUCACGACGUCGAGAGUAAUGGACGCCACCGAGGAGAACGAGGCGCAGGCAGGACACAUCUUUCCCGCACCACCGGCGCGCUUCCCCAACCUGGACUUCCGACUGGAGCGCUCCACGUGCUGUGCGAAAGAGAAGGCCGCGCCCAGCUGCGAUCUCCUCAACCAUUUCGACUGCUUCAAACCGGAGAGAUUUACGGUAGACGAAAAGAAGGCUUGGCGGCCACUGUCGCAGCACGGCGACGAGGACAAUGGGAAGGGCCGCUGGAGGCAGGAGGCAACUUUCAAGUCGACGUUCAAGCUCGAGUGUGUGCCUUCGUUUCACAGGGAAGAGAUGGAGCUGACGUAUGGUGUGCGAUUGAAGGUUGCGUUUCCUGGAAUCGGCAACAACAUCGCGCUUGAAUUUCCGAUGGAGAUAGUCUCCUUUAAAGCUCCACCUAAAGAUGUACCGCCUGCCUUGCCACCGAAAGAUUAGCUAGCCUUGCUGUGCCGAGCUAUUCUCUGCGCGCUUGCGACAUAGUUCAUGGACCUCGUGAUGACGUUUAAGCAAAACUACACUAUCAUUUUCGCACAAAGGCCGGUCAGCUCUGCACAAAAUAUGCGUGCUGCAGACAUCACAGCUACACUUUAUGCGCCUUUCCAUGAUCUUGCUGCGCAGCUCACUGUGCAUCUAUUGUAUCUACAGACAGCCAGGACCUUGUAACUAUAAUGUAACAACAAUGUUGAUAAAUCUGGCUCAUUAUUCAC